Messenger RNA from Penicillium mononematosum, 897 nucleotides. RefSeq lists its product as uncharacterized. The coding region runs from base 1 to 897 and encodes 298 amino acids. The record is from RefSeq and is a predicted model, not a curated record. NCBI's taxonomy places the organism in Eukaryota, Fungi, Ascomycota, Eurotiomycetes, Eurotiales, Aspergillaceae. The transcript is spliced from 2 exons.
AUGUAUUGUACGCCUCGCUUUCUCGGGGCCUGCUGUGCUCGCAAGUCCAUUGCUUUGCCGCGCCUGGGCAGAUCUCGUUGUUCAUAUCAUCCGUUUGCUACGCUGGCAGCUCCAGUGGUACCUAAUCUUGUGGCUCACAAGAUAUCUGACUCUCACCAACGGCACCAUAUCCGGGCAGUGCAUCAUCAUCUCCAAUCACAAGGCAUUCUCAAAAUCUCUUUAGGAUUCUCCGACGAAAAAAGCCAAUAUUUGGAGAAUCUUGUCAUGGGUCUUGGAGCCUACCAUGGCCACGGGCCUCCCAUCACUCACAGCGCCAGUCGGGGAUGGUUUUGGGAUGUCCGCCCUGGUAAAAACACAUGUCUCCCACAGAACGAUCGUGCACGAUCAGAGACUAUGCAAGAAUUCCCAUGGCACACAGACUGUAGCUAUGAAGAUUCACCCCCACAAUACUUUGCUCUCCAGGUCCUCCGGCCAGAUCGCUGUGGUGGGGGCACGCUUUCAGUUCUGAAGGUCGACCAGCUUACUCGCUUCCUUUCUUCGUCUGCGAAGGCAGCUCUAUGUGAACCUGAGUUUCAAAUCAAAAUCCCUCCGGAAUUUAUCAAACAGCCAAACGAGCGUCAUAUUAUGGGCAGCAUCCUCGGUAUCAAUGAACAAGACCAAUCGACAAUAAUGCGAUUCCGGGAGGAUAUCGGCAACAUCUGCCUGGAGGCGCUUAAACGCGUCCUAGAGGAUUCGGAGUUGUCCUCGAAGGCAACGCUGCAUUUGAAAGCAGCGGACUUGCCCGAAAGAUCUAUUAUCCUUCUGGAUAACCGGCGUUGGCUCCAUGCACGGAAUAGUGUCAAAGAUCCUUCUAGACACUUGCGCCGUGUGCGAUGGAAUGCAGUUCCUUUCUCCUGA